Pristis pectinata (smalltooth sawfish) is the source of this 4412-nucleotide messenger RNA. Its product is annotated as tolloid-like protein 2. NCBI's taxonomy places the organism in Eukaryota, Metazoa, Chordata, Chondrichthyes, Rhinopristiformes, Pristidae. Gene Ontology annotation, molecular function: zinc ion binding; calcium ion binding; metalloendopeptidase activity. The record is from RefSeq and is a predicted model, not a curated record. Bases 167 to 3145 code for a protein of 992 amino acids. Gene Ontology annotation, biological process: proteolysis. The transcript is spliced from 21 exons.
GGGAGCGCAACGUGCGCUGAUUGGUGGAGCGGGCCGGUGAUUGACAGGGCGGCAGCGCAGGGAGCGGAGCCGGCGCUGCAGUCCCGGGCCGCGCAUUGACCGGGAGCGUCAGCCGGAGCGCGCACCCGUCCCUCCGCCCGGCUCCCGUGCUCGCUCCCGCUCCGCCAUGAGCCCCUGCCGCCUGCUCAUCGCCCGCCUGCUCAUCGCCCACCUGCUGCUGGUGUGGCGCCGCGGGCUCGCUGCCAGACCGCCGGACCCCACCGACUAUAAGGAUCCCUGCAAGGCGGUGGCGUUCUGGGGAGAUAUUGCUCUGGAUGAAGAGGAUCUGAAAUAUUUUCAUAGUGAUGGAAGCUCAGAUUUAAUGGGACAGGAAACUGACAGAACAGGACACACAUCUGGUGGGAUGACAGAGUUGCUGAGAAGGCCACAUGACAACACCAUGGCAACCGGAGGCAGCAGGACACUGAGAGAGGGUAACCGGGUCAGAGUGAGACGGAGGAACCAGCGUCGGCAAGCGGGAGCUUCUCGGAGAAGAGUCAGCCGAGCCGCAACGUCGAAGGCAGAACGGAUCUGGCCUGGGGGAAUAAUUCCCUACGUUAUAGGGGGGAAUUUCACGGGAACCCAGAGAGCCAUAUUUAAACAAGCCAUGAGGCACUGGGAGAAGUUCACAUGCGUCACGUUUGUGGAGCGAUCGACUGAGGACAGCUUCAUCGUCUUCACUUACAGACCGUGUGGGUGUUGCUCGUACGUGGGCCGUCGAGGAGGCGGACCUCAGGCCAUCUCCAUCGGCAAGAACUGCGACAAGUUUGGAAUCGUGGUGCACGAGCUGGGCCACGUGAUUGGGUUUUGGCACGAACAUACCCGGCCUGACAGAGACGCUCACGUCAGCAUCAUCAGAGAAAACAUACAGCCAGGGCAGGAAUACAACUUCCUGAAGAUGGAGCCUGCUGAAGUGAAUUCCUUGGGAGAGACUUAUGAUUUUGAUAGCAUAAUGCACUACGCUAGAAACACCUUCUCCAGGGGUGUUUUUCUGGAUACCAUCCUUCCUCGGAGAGAUGAUCAUGGCAUGAGACCAACUAUUGGGCAAAGAGUAAAACUGAGCCAAGGAGACAUCAGCCAAGCCAAGAAACUAUACCGAUGCCCAGCCUGUGGUGAAAGUUUGCAGGACUCUGUUGGGAAUUUCUCAACCCCUGGGUUUCCAAACAGCUACCCAUCCUUUUCCCAUUGUGUGUGGAGAAUAUCAGUGACACCCGGAGAGAAGAUCAUUUUAAACUUCACCACCAUGGACCUGUUUAAGAGUCGUCUCUGCUGGUACGAUUACAUUGAGGUACGGAAUGGGUACUGGAGGAAAGCACCACUCUUGGGCAGGUUCUGUGGUGGGAAGAUUCCAGAACCCAUCGUGUCCAGCGACAGCCGGCUCUGGAUCGAAUUCCGCAGCAGCAGCAACUGGGUGGGCCGGGGAUUUGCUGCCGUUUACGAAGCGAUCUGUGGAGGAGACCUCCGCAAGGACACUGGUCAGAUUCAGUCUCCCAACUACCCUGAUGACUACUGGCCAUCCAGGGAAUGCAUCUGGACAAUCACUGUAGCAAAGCAUUUCCACGUGGGCCUGGUCUUCCAGGCCUUUGAGAUGGAACGACACGAUACCUGUGCGUAUGACUACCUGGAGAUCCGUGAUGGUGGCGGCCCAGACGCUCCCCUCAUUGGCCACUUCUGUGGUUACACUAAACCCAACGAUAUCAAAUCCAGCUCCAACAAGCUCUGGAUGAGGUUUAUGUCAGAUGGUUCAAUCAGCAAAGCAGGAUUCGCCGCAGACUUUUUCAAGGAGGAGGACGAAUGCGCCCGGCCGGAGCGCGGUGGAUGUCAGCAGCGCUGCAUCAACACACUGGGCAGCUACAGGUGUGCGUGUGAGCCGGGCUAUGAGCUGGCGGCAGACCGCAGGAGCUGUGAAGCUGCGUGCGGCGGUUUACUCACCAAGCUGAACGGCACGGUGACCAGCCCAGGCUGGCCCAGGGAGUACCCAACCAACAGGAACUGUGUGUGGCAGCUGGUCGCCCCUGCACGUUACAGGAUCUCCCUGCUGUUUGAGGCCUUUGAGUUGGAGGGAAAUGACGUGUGUAAGUAUGACUAUGUCGAGGUUCACAGUGGGCUCUCCUCUGGAUCCAAACUACACGGCAGAUUCUGUGGCUCUGAGAAGCCGGACAUCAUAACCUCACAGUUCAAUAACAUGCGGAUCGAGUUCAAGUCUGACAACACCGUGUCCAAGAAAGGGUUCAAAGGACACUUCUUCUCAGAUAAAGACGAGUGCUCGGUGAACAACGGGGGCUGUCAGCACGAGUGUGUGAACACUGUUGGGACCUACAUCUGCCAGUGUCGCAAUGGGUUUGCCCUGCAUGAGAAUGGCCUCGACUGUAAGGAAGCCGGCUGUGGACAUAAAAUAAGCAGCGUGGAGGGAGUGAUCGCCAGUCCCAACUGGCCGGACAAGUAUCCCAACCGUAAGGAGUGCACCUGGACUAUUUCUGCACCCCCUGGGCACAGGGUCAAGCUGGCCUUCAACGAGUUUGAAAUUGAGCAACAUCAGGAAUGUAUUUAUGACUAUCUCGAGGUCUACAAUGGUCUCAGUGAAAGGUCCUCCUUCCUGGCCCGGUACUGUGGGAGCAAAAAACCAGAGACUGUCGUCACCACAGGGAAUAAAAUGUUCAUCAAAUUUUUCUCUGAUGCAUCGGUACAAAGGAAAGGAUUUCAGGCAAAACACAGCACAGAGUGUGGCGGGCAUCUCAGAGCCAAGGUCAGAACCAACGACUUGUACUCGCACGCACAGUUUGGAGACAACAACUACCCUGGCCAGUUGCAUUGUGACUGGGUGAUCAUGGCAGAAGAUGGCUAUGGGGUGGAGUUGAUAUUUCAGACGUUUGAAAUCGAGGAAGAGGCUGACUGUGGAUACGAUUACAUGGAGCUAUACGACGGGCCUAACAGUGCGGCUCCUAGACUCGGGAGAUUCUGUGGAUCAGGGCCCCUGGAAGAGAUGUACUCUGCGGGAGACGCGAUCAUGAUCCGACUCCACACCGAUGACACCAUAAAUAAGAAAGGCUUUCAUGCUCGAUACACCAGCACAAAAUUUCAAGAUGAGCUGCACAUGAGGAAAUAACCACCCACUGGUUAUAUAAUGGACUUUAAAAACAUGGCUUACUUCGACUGUACUUUGGCCAAGGAGGGUCGAGAGCCAUUUCUGCUUUUGGUUCAAAUUGAAUAUGUUUCAGAAACAGGAAACAAAUCCCACUUCAUCCAAGCUAGUGUUUCAGUGUUAGUUACCCUUCUAUUCUGAAAGAUCUGCCCUAUCAGACAGACAUCUCUGUCCCCAGCCCCAUCCAUCCCUCCCUGUCCCUUUCCCCAUUCCCCACUCCCAUCCUUUCCUGUCCUCCCCUUCUCUGCCCUUCCCCAUUGGUUCCUUCCUCCCAUCAACACUUACAAGUGCAUCUCCUUUUUGCUUUUAGAACUUGCUUUUUGCUUAAAUAUGAAGGCAAAAUGUUUCAAACGGCCUCACUGGCUGUGAGGUUUACACUGCUCUGACGACUGGAACACACUAUUUAUGGAUCCCUGUUGGCAAAUUGCAUGGGAAUAUGAAACUUUGAAGAGCUGGGAACCUUUGAAACAUUACAGGGAAUGGAGGUGGGAUUCACUUGUCAUCUUUAAAAAUGUUUGUAGUGUGGUCAGACUUGAAUAUUUUGCGAACUAGGUGCUAUUGUAUUCAAAAAACAGUUGGAGAUAGUUUGCUGAAAAUAAAGUGUGAUUAUUCUGUUCAAUCAAAGAAUUGAACAAAAUAAUGCUUAGAUACUUCAGAAAUCCAAAAUUUCAAAGGACCUUUCCAUGCAUGGAAGCCACUGACGAUUCUAUUAACCCUAUCUGCAGGAAAUGAGCAGAAAUGUAAGCCUUCUAGUGAAAUAUUCAACUGUACAGUCUGUUGCUUCUGUAUGUCUGAAUUUGUAUUUGAAGCAUUUGGUAGUUGGUUGUAGAUGGUUAACGUAGAUUAAUAACAUUCUGUCUGUUAUUUAUUGUUAAGAAAUGCAGUGUGAUAAUGUAUGGCUGGGUCAGAGCCGGUACAAUGGCACUCCCUACAUUACUGUGUUGCAUAUGAAGCAAAGCUGUGUCUGUGGCAAGUAUGCAUUCAACAAGAAAUUCACCAGACCUUUACCUAUGACCUUCAUACAGAAGCAGUGUCCCUGUGCAUCACUUACUCGCUGAUCUGAAGUUUAGAAAGAACUCUGGGACUAUGAUCUUGUGGCCUUUUGUGAAGUGCCUGAAAAGUACUGUUUACAAAAAAAAAUGCAUCUAUUCUGAAUUUAUAAUUUUUCUGUUGAAAUUAAAAUAAAGAAUUGCUAUUUUAAAAAGUGCAAUAAAGAAAUGAAGUAGAUCGU